This is a messenger RNA of Cucurbita moschata (crookneck pumpkin), 2471 nucleotides long. Its product is annotated as receptor protein kinase-like protein ZAR1. Gene Ontology annotation, molecular function: ATP binding; receptor serine/threonine kinase binding; protein kinase activity. The transcript has 2 exons. Gene Ontology annotation, biological process: protein phosphorylation. The coding region runs from base 195 to 2324 and encodes 709 amino acids. NCBI's taxonomy places the organism in Eukaryota, Viridiplantae, Streptophyta, Magnoliopsida, Cucurbitales, Cucurbitaceae. The record is from RefSeq and is a predicted model, not a curated record.
UUUCAUUCUCAUAGGCAACCACCUCUCUUCUUCUUUAACAACAUAUCUCACUUCCUCUUCUUCAUUCCGAUCAACCUCCGAUCUUCCUCCAUAUUCUCGUCGCCGUUCGAUUCCUCUUUUUCUCCAUUUUUUCUGCUUAUUGCUUCCUUCGCCGGUCUCCGUCGCCGCCGCUUUCGGGGAAAACGACGGUGGUGAUGAUGAAGAAGACUCUGUUGUUUCUCCUCUUCAUUUUUCACUUUCAUGUCUCGUGCAAGGUUUUAGCCCUUUCGCCGGACGGUCUCUCGCUUCUUUCUCUCAAGUCAGCGGUUGAUCAGUCGCCUGAUUCAUCUAUUUUCUCUGAUUGGAACGAGAAUGACUCCACGCCUUGCCGAUGGUCUGGCAUUUCUUGCAUGAAUGUUUCCGGUGAUUCGCGUGUGGUUGGGAUUGCUCUCUCUGGUAAGAAUCUCCAUGGCUAUAUUCCUUCUGAGCUUGGUUCGCUUGUUUAUCUCCGGCGAUUGAACCUCCAUAACAAUAAUUUUUACGGCUCGAUACCGGAGCAGUUGUUUAAUGCUACCUCUUUGCAUAGCUUAUUUCUCUAUAGUAAUAAUCUCUCUGGUCCUUUUCCCCCUUCGAUCUGCAACAUUCCGAGGCUUCAAAACCUCGAUCUCUCUAACAAUUCUUUCGCUGGACCAAUCCCCGACGAAUUGAAGAAUUGUAAGCAAUUGCAGCGUUUGAUACUCGCUAGAAAUCAAUUUGAAGGAGAAAUUCCUUCUGGUGUGUGGUCCGAGAUGGAUAAUUUACAUCAACUCGACCUCUCAUCCAACGAUUUCAGUGGACCGAUUCCGGAAGAUUUGGGGGAACUGACGACACUUUCCGGUACCCUCAACCUGUCCUUCAAUCAUUUAUCGGGAAAAAUUCCGAAGACGCUAGGAGAUUUGCCGGUGACGGUGAGUUUCGACCUCCGGAGCAACAAUUUGAGUGGAAGCAUACCUCAGACUGGUUCUUUUGCAAAUCAGGGACCAACUGCAUUUCUCAACAAUCCUAAGUUGUGCGGAUUUCCUCUUCAGAAAUCCUGUGGGAGUUCAGAGCGUGGCUCACCGGGAAAUCCGGCUUCUAGGCCUUCGUACAAUGCCCCUGGAAAAGGCUUGGGCGCCGGAUUAAUCAUUCUCAUCUCUGCCGCCGAUGCCGCCGGAGUGGCGUUUAUCGGCCUGGUAAUAGUAUACAUAUAUUGGCGAAGUAAAGACAAUCCGAACGGCUGUAGCUGUACGUCCAAAGGAAAACUCGGAGGGAACCAGAAAAACGAUCUAUGCAAUUUUCCUUGUAUGAAUGGACAUGAUAAGAACGAGGAGUCCGAAAUGGAGGAACAGGAGAACAGUGACGGAAACAGAGAAGAAGGAGGGCUUGUGGCCAUAGACAAAGGCUUUACGUUCGAGCUGGACGAGCUGCUGAGAGCAUCGGCCUAUGUGCUGGGAAAGAGUGGAUUGGGGAUUGUGUACAAAGUGGUGCUCGGAAAUGGGAUUCCGGUGGCCGUACGGCGGCUGGGCGAAGGCGGAGAACAGAGGUAUAAGGAGUUCGCGGCGGAGGUGCAGGCCAUUGGAAGGGUAAAACAUCCCAAUAUUGUGAAACUGAGAGCUUAUUACUGGGCGCCAGAUGAGAAGCUCUUGAUCAGUGAUUUUAUCUCCAAUGGAAACUUGGCCUCUGCACUUCGUGGGAGAAACGGGCAGCCAUCUUCAACCCUUUCAUGGUCAACCAGACUACGAAUUGGCAAGGGAACUGCAAGGGGGUUGGCCUAUCUCCACGAGUGCAGCCCAAGAAAGUUCGUCCAUGGCGACAUCAAGCCCUCCAACAUCCUCCUCGACAACGAAUUCCGCCCCCACAUCUCCGACUUCGGCCUCAACAGGUUGAUCACCAUCACCGGCAACAAUCCCUCCUCCUCUGGCGGCCUCAUCGGCGGCGCCUUCUCCUAUCUCAAAUCCGCCCCAACCGACCGCAACAACAACUACUGCGCUCCGGAGGCUCGAGCUCCCGGCGCCCGCCCUACCCAAAAAUGGGACGUCUAUUCCUUCGGUGUCAUGGUCCUCGAAUUGCUCACCGGAAAGCCGCCGGAGCUUUCUCCGAACGGGUCGAGUUCUUUGGAGAUUCCGGAUUUGGUGAGGUGGGUCAGGCAAGGGUUUGAAGAAGCUAAGCCGUUGUCGGAUUUGGUUGACCCUUCUCUUCUACAAGAAGUACAUGCCAAGAAAGAGGUGCUUGCUGUAUUCCACGUGGCGCUCGCCUGUACAGAGAGUGACCCGGAAGUUCGGCCCAGAAUGAAAACGGUGUCGGAGAGUUUCGACAGGAUUGGAUGAUGAGAAAUGAUUGUCGGUUAUGAAGGUUGCCGCCAUUGUUGUAGCAGUCAAGCUAUUGCUGUAAUUGCUUGCAGGAACCCAUCAUUCUUUUGGCCAGCUUUAGGGAAGAGUUUGCUAACAAGGCAAGCAAGAUUCAGGUUGAGCCCG